Molecule: messenger RNA, 1086 nt
Organism: Dunckerocampus dactyliophorus (ringed pipefish)
Lineage: Eukaryota; Metazoa; Chordata; Actinopteri; Syngnathiformes; Syngnathidae
Product: ecto-ADP-ribosyltransferase 4-like
Exons: 2
Coding region: 292-1086 (264 amino acids)
Molecular function (GO): NAD+-protein-arginine ADP-ribosyltransferase activity; NAD+ poly-ADP-ribosyltransferase activity
Source: RefSeq, a predicted model, not a curated record
CAAGACGAUGGGCAGCUGUUGGCUGUGUUUUAUUAAUAUAUCCUGUUUUCAGAUGCAUUUUGCAGAGGAACCCAGCAUGUGCCUGUUGAUGUCUGUUAUCAUAUAUCUCCUUUACCACAGCCAAUACAUUGCUGCAAAGAGACGUAUUUGUAUUGCAUGCAUGAGGGAUAAUAUUGCCAUCUAGUGGAUAAAUGCUGACACACUGCUUUUCCUGUUGAGAAUUCGUCACAGGCUCCGUCCUAUGGCACCAGGGACGACAGUUGCAGAAUCGAUCCAGUUGUGUUGAUUGACAUGGCCAUAAGAAAGAAAUGGCCUUCCCUGACAAACUUCAGUCAAGCUUGGAGCGAUGCAGAAGAAAAAGCUAGAAAGCCAGCGCACAAGUACAUUGAGAAGCAGCAUGCAGUUGCCAUACACAUGUAUACCAACUCCUUGCUACAGCAUACCAAUGGGAAAUUGGAGAGUGUGAUAACAGCUGGACGCCAUCAAAGCAAGAAUGAAGCAGUUUAUAUCAACCCAUUUCUUUAUUCCGCUCUGAGCGAUGCCAUUCAGGUUCUGAAGCAUAGUCAGGUAACAUGUCUUAGAACCUACUACAGAACACAGACACUUUUACAUUUGAACAUGUUUAACCAACAAGUCCGGUUCGGCUCUUUCAUGUUAUUUUUUGACAAUAGUAGUCUUGAAAGUCGCCUUACAUGUUUUGAGAUUAAUACAUGUUUCGGUGCCGACAUAUCCUAUUACUCUGUUUUGGACCAAAAUCAUCAGGUGCUGAUUCCCCCCUAUGAGGUCUUCAAAGUGUCUCGUGUCCACCCAGUUAUCACUGAGGGCUGUAACAUCACCUACAAACUGGAGAGCAACCUUGACUGUGUGUAUGAUAUAGAAGGCAACAUGCUGCAUUCCAUAUCUGCAUCACCAGUGGAAGGAUUGUGGUGCCUUGUCAUCGUCACUUUUAUGAUCAUCAUCUGUCUUGUGGUCAUCAUUGUAAAAGUGUAUCGAAAGAAAACUGAUCUUCAAAGUGUUUAUUUACAUCCACGCGCAAACUAUCAUUGUGAGGUUGUCACGAAAACACCAUUAUUCAACAUUAAAUAA